Molecule: messenger RNA, 2058 nt
Organism: Brachypodium distachyon (stiff brome)
Lineage: Eukaryota; Viridiplantae; Streptophyta; Magnoliopsida; Poales; Poaceae
Exons: 3
Coding region: 377-1075 (232 amino acids)
Source: RefSeq, a predicted model, not a curated record
UGUGCUUCCUCCUCUUCCGUGCACGCCAUCCUCCUUCCUCCUCUCCCGCUUGCGCCAUUUCCUUCCGCCGCCGGCCCUAGAUGGCACCGCCCCGACUUCCCCGCCACCGCCUGCCUCGACCGGCCCCUCCUCCGCCGCCGCCCCAGCCCCGACCUCCACCGCAGCCUGGAGCGCGCACUGGCAAAGGCGGGCGCCGCCAUGGCACGUGGAGCUACCGGCGGCCACACCGACGCCAGCGAAGCCCCGGUCGCAGCUCAGCAACAAGAGCAAACGGGAUGCGACGCCGGCGGCCGACCCACCGGGGAAGAAGAGGAAGGCGGGCGUGGGUCGCGGUACCCAUCUCACGGUGACCGACGACGACUCAUCGCCGCAAUUCAUGCCACCACCCGUGCUGCCUACUGCUCCACCGCCACCCGCGCUGCCGGCAAGCGAAGAAUUGCCCCGAGCCCCGGUGACGCCGACGGCCACAUUCAAUGUGUUUGAUGUAAUGUCUGGAAGCUUGGACGAUGAUGAGUUCAUGGCAAAUAUGAACAUUGGUUCAUAUGAUUAUAUGUCUCAAUCACAAGAUUAUGACACUCAAGUGGGUGACACUCAACUUGAUGGUGGCUUAGAUGAUGAGGGUUUCAUCGAUGAGAUGCCGAAGGGGAGAAGGGCCAACUACACCACCGCCGAAGACUUGUUGCUUGUAAAGGCAUGGCAGAAGGUUGGCAUGGAUGCAGCCGUGGGUACCGACCAACCCAAAGCUCUCUAUUGGGUGAGGAUCAAAGGGUACUUCGAUGAACACAACCAAAGUGGCAAUGAGCGGACGACGACUUUUCUUCGGCACUGUUGGUCCACAGUAUUUUUGAAUUGCCAAAAGUGGUCGGGAUGCUUGUCUUAUGUGCAGAAAUUGAACCCAAGUGGUACAAAUGAUUGUGAUAGGCACAAUAUUGCAAUCAAGGCAUUCAAAGGAAAGCCCAAGAAGAGCAAGAAGGGCAAGCUCAUACAAGGCAAAGCUUUCACUUUAUCUCAUUGUUGGCAGAGCUUGAGCACGAUGAGAAGUGGAGGAAUCGUGAUAUGUAUGAAGUGCCAAUGAGAGCUACCAAGAGCUCGGUAGGAGAUCCAACCAUUGUUGAUGAUGAUGAUAAUGAAGUACAAGUGAGGAAGGGAAAAGAAGCCCCACAACCAACUCGGUUGCAAAAACAUCAAAAAGGCCUGAAGGGAGGAAGAUGGCCAAGGAUAAGGGCAAGAAGUCCGGUGAAGAUGACAUAAAGAAGUCAUUGGAUGCCAUUUGCAAUGCAAGGAAGGACUAUGUCGAGGAGAGGAAGUUGAUGAAGACCAAGGAAAUGGAGGAGAGGAGCGCUGCCAAGGUGAGGUGCGCGGCAACCGAAGAGAGGAGGGUGUUGGUGGAGGAGAAGAAGAUGGCUUUGAGAACACCAUGCGGCUCAUGGAGAAAGAGAAGGUAUUCAUGUUUAUGGACACAAGCAAUCUUAGUGAGAAGCAAAAAGAGUAUGUUGAGUUGAUGCGCGGACAAGUGUUAUCACAAAAACGCAUGAUCGGAGGCUACAUGAUGAAUGGAUUCGUGGAUGGCAUGGGAACCAUGGGUGGCAUUGGAUGUACCUUGGGUUUCAUGGGAGCCAUUGGAGGUACCAUGGGUGCCAUGGGUGGCAUUGGAUCCAUGGGAGGGAUUGAAGGUACCAUGGGUGGCAUUGGAGGUACCCAUGGGUGGAUUCAUGGCAUCCAUGGUUGCUCCCAUCUCUCCAUUUCGAACUUCCACGAAUGGAUUCAAUGGAGGUACCGUGGGUGAUGGCAAUGAAGGCAAUGGAGCCGAUGAUGGCAUGGAAGGGGAAACACAAAAUGAUGUUUGAACUAUGUUUUGUGUUUAGGUGAACUAUGUUUGUGCUUGUGUGAACUAUGUUUGUGAGUUGACCUUUCAUAUGUGCUUGAUGAUGAAGAUAUGAUCUUGAAUUAUAUGCUAUUCAUAGGCUUGUGUGAUUAUUUGUUAAAUAUCUAGGUUCAUAUGUUCAUCACAUAUAUGUGAAUUUGCAAAAUGUCAAAUGUUGCCAGAUUUUUACAUCA